AAACGAUAUACUCCGUACGUCAUAGUUGUAAAAUAUAAAUAGAUGCACCCAACUUGAACUGAGGAGUGAGGGCGUAGGUGAAAUUAUGAAUUAUCUAGAACAUUUUUUUAUUUUUUAUAAUUUCUGAAAGGACUUAAAUUUUAAUUCCAUAUAUACACCGAAUCUGAAUGACCAACGAUAAUAAAUCGGUGCCCCCAAAUCUGAUGGCAUCAUUCUAGCCCCAUACUUUAGAGAGAGAAAAGGAGUCACUCUGCACUGUUUAAAGAUAGCCCUGCCCAGCUUCACCACAGCUCUCUCUAGCUUCUGCAAACUCCAAUGGGAGAGGAGGAGAAGAAACCCGCCGCUGAAGCGAAAAAACCUGCUGCAACUAACGAGGACCCGCCCAGCGCCGCCGGCGGAGAUGAGAAGAAGGUCGAGGCUCCGGCGGAAGAAUCCAAAGAGCCGCCGCCGCCUCAAGAGAUUGUGUUGAGAGUUUUCAUGCAUUGCGAAGGCUGCGCUCGGAAAGUCCGACGCUGCCUUAAAGAUUUCGAUGGAGUUGAGGAUGUGUUGACUGAUUGCAAGACUCAUAAGGUUGUAGUGAAAGGGGAAAAAGCAGAUCCACUGAAGGUGUUAGAGAGGGUGCAGAAGAAGAGCCACCGCCAGGUGGAGCUCCUAUCUCCCAUCCCCAAGCCACCGCCGGCAGAGGAGGAGCCUAAGAAGCCGCCGGAGGAGGUUGCUAAGCCGGAGGAGAAAAAGCCAGAGGUGAUUGCAGUCGUUUUGAAAGCUCACAUGCAUUGUGAGGCUUGUGCUGAAGCCAUCAAAAGGAAGAUUUUGAGAAUGAAAGGAGUGGAGAGUGUGGAACCGGACUUCAAGAGCUCGCAAGUCACGGUGAAUGGCGUUUUCGAUGCGGAGAGCUUAGUAGACUAUGUGGUCAAGAAGACGGGCAAACGAGCGGUGGUGGUGAAGGUGGAGCCGAAAAAGGAAGAGAAGAAGACGGAGGAAGACAAAGAGGAGAAAAAAGAGGAGGGGAAGAAAGCGGCAGAUGAGAAUGAGGAAAAGAAGGAGGGCGAAGAAGGAACGACGACGGAUAACGCAGGGGAGAAGAAAGAGGAGGAAGGUGAAGUUGUUCAUCAAGAUGACCCAAAGUUGGAACUGAGAAAGCAUGAGCUGUACUACUAUUACCCCGCUCAAAGCCAUUACCAAAUGAAUCCUCAUCCUCACCAACAAAGGUUUGCCCAGGAGGUAUAUGGGUAUGGGUACCCAAAUAUGUUCAGUGAUGAGAACCCCAAUGCAUGUUCUGUUAUGUAAAUGAUGAUGAUGAUGUGGAAAGAAUGGCAUUUGAUCCUUUGGGGCCAUUUGGUCAUUUGACUGGUUGUGCUCUGCAUGUGGCCCUGUCUGGGUCAUUCAGCAGAAGUAGUUUAUGUAAUGUCUGCAACCAGUACUGUAGAAUUUGGUGAGUUUUUUUCUUCCUUUGUUUCUUGUCCUCCUUUUCUUCAUUAUAAUAAUAUUAUUGUAAUGGGUGCUCCAUACCGGAAAUAGACAGAGAGGUAACGCAUUAUAGUACAUGGUACUACAGCAUAUGACUAGAUUAUGCCC
Molecule: messenger RNA, 1575 nt
Organism: Cuscuta europaea
Lineage: Eukaryota; Viridiplantae; Streptophyta; Magnoliopsida; Solanales; Convolvulaceae
Source: the annotation of a GenBank genome assembly